UUUUCAACCGUUGUUCGCCUCGUGAGAUAACGUGGUUUGAUCCAAACCCAAUGAGGAAAAUGGGCGCCAUAUAUCCGCAAGUCGACUCGCAGCUAGGUCAUGAGUUGGAGGUCACACGACAUCGUUUUUUCCUUUGGUUUGCAAAAUACGUCGCUUUUCCGGUUUUCCUCUUUGCCUAACCCAAAAUUUGGAAUUCUAAGUUGAACUUUUAAAUACUGAUGUCAUAUGAAAGUAUUCGAAUUUUCGUUAUAUGUUGGAUCCUAAUACGAAUUAUUAUUUUGGUGUAUUUGUAUUUUAUUACUCAUAUAUUAGAUGAAUUUGAUAUAAUUUAUAAAUGUAUAUAAAAUAUAAAGGUUAAUUGCAUGGUUGGUCACUGAGAUUAUAAAAAACUUUCAAGUUUGGUCACUCGAAAUAUUUAAAUCCAUUGGUGAUAUUUCACUUUACGAAAACCGUUCACGUUUGGUCACUCUCCGUUAGCUGAAGCCUAAUCAACACUAUUUAACCCGAAAAUAGUCUCACCCGACCCGCCACGUCAUUGAGACUCGCCAUGUCAUCUAAACUUACCCAACCCUCUAACCAAAUCAGGCCCAACCCGACCCACCAACUAAACUACCCACUAAAGAUUAAAUCCCUAUUUCUAAAACACAUCAACACCCUCCCAUCUCCAUCCCGACGCCUUUCUUCCUCCCGAUUUUCUUCAUCUCUAGCUCUGUUCACGAAUUCACCGACGACGAAGGAGGGAUGGAGCCGGGACGAAGGUCAUGCUCUUUCUUCCGCCGCACCCAAACAUCCUCCAGAUCCACGAAGCCUUCGACUUUGAAGACUCCCUCACCCUCAUCCUCGACCUCUGCGAGCCCUACACCCUGUACGACAAGGUGAUCAAGAGUAAUGGCGGCCUCCCGGAGCCUAAAUUCGCAGGGAUCAUGCCCCAGCUGCUCAAGGUCGUCGCCCACUGCCACCGAUUCGGUGUCGUCCACCGCGACAUCAAGCCGGACAAUGUGCUCUUCGAUCGAAUGGGUCUUGACAGCGAGUCCGGGUCGCUGCUGAGCGGGGUUUACGGGACGCCAUACUACGUGGCGCCCGAGGUCCUGAUGGGGAGGGAUUACGGCGAGAAGGUCGAUGUGUGGAGUGCCAAUGUCGUUUUGUAUGCGAUGCUCUCCGGGAUCCCACCGUCUUACAGCAUUCCGAGGCUGGGUUUUGGCUGGCAGUUCAUUAUGUUGGCUGGGUUCCACGCGGAUGCGCUGGUGGUGGACACUUUUGCGCAGGAUUUCACACGCAAAGGGAUGCUGGCUUAUGUUGAGAGGAUACAGAGGGAAGAGGGGAGAAAUGGGGUUGAUACUCUGGCGCAUCAAAAGUGGUCUGUUGCUAAUUUCUAAGACAGGUACCUCAAGACUGUUCAAGGAGGGAUUUCUUCCACUGUCGCCCUGGGCAAAGGUUAGUGCAAUAGUUUCCUUUGGAAAAUUUGAAAUUAGUGUCAUUCCUUCUUCCAUUGGAGAUUUUGGUCCAUUCUUAUGGGUUUCUUUUUGGGUUUGGUGUGGUAAUUUUGCAGGGGUGACUGAGGAGCAGUUCAAGGAGACAUGGACAAGGCCAGGAGCCAUGGAAAUGGGUGGAGCUGGAACUGAAGUGGUGGCCAAGUCGAGGAUGUAAGAACCGAGAGAAUCAUGGUGCUAUGGAAGAAGGGUUUGCUUAUGAAGAGGGCUGGGAAUGCAACCAGGAUCCUGACGUUACGAAACUGAGAUGAAGGACUUCCUCCGUGUUUAUAAACAUCUCUCCUUGAACUCGUGAACAGAGGUGGAGAGGAAGAAAAUCGUGAGGAAGGGAGGAAGGAAGGCGUCGCGAGAAGGGGAGAGUGUCGAUGUGUUUUAGAAAUUAGAGAUUUAAUCUUAGUGGAUAGUUUAGUUGGUGGGUCGGGUUUGGUUUGAUUAGAGGGUUUAGUAGGUUUAGAUGACAUGGCGGGUCUCAAUGACGUGGUGGGUCGGGUGAGACUAUUUUCAGGUUAAAUAGUGCUUAUUAGGCGAUUCCGUCCGCCACGUCAUCACUUAACGGACUUCUUUAACGGAGAUGGACGACAGCUAACGGAGAGUGACCAAACAUGAACGGUUUUCGUAAAGUGAAGUACCACCAAUGGAUUUAAAUAUUUCGAGUGACCAAAUUUGAACGUUUUUGGUAAUCUCAGUGACCAACCAUACAAUUAACCCUAAAAUAUAAUGACGUUUUUAUAGGCUGAACCAGGCUAAAGCGAUUGAGCUAUUAACCUUCAACCCACUUACUCAAUCGUGUCGAUGCUCUAAACCAGAUUGACAACCUUAGUUAAUGAUUUCCCACUUCUCUACAUGUUUUGCUAAACUUAUACAAAUUGGUUGUACCACUUGUUGGAGGCGUAACCGUACAAAACUAAACUGUUUGACAACCUUGAGUAGGGUUGAAAGUUUGGUACAAGUAUUUGAGAUAUACCGAAUACCGCACCGAACUUAUCACUAUUUGGUAUUACCGAAUACCAAUUUAUUUUUUAGGGAUCGGGAUUGUGAUUCAUUUUGGAGUGCUAUUCGGUAUUCGGGAUUGGGAUAAGUAUAUACCAAAAUAAACUGAGAUACCGAGAAAUAAGAAAAACUAAAAAUUAAUGAAAUAUAGCACACAACUUUUGGUCGUUCCCCACCAUGGUUGUCAUGCCGGUGGCAUGCCACCCAGUUCAACCUGGUUCAACCUGUGCCGGUCAUGAAACCAGCAUGACACCACCGGUAUGACCAGUAUGAUCGAAUUACACAUUUUAAGUAAAAUGACAUCAUUUUAAUGAAUUUAAUGAAUAAAA
Messenger RNA from Linum trigynum, 2809 nucleotides. NCBI's taxonomy places the organism in Eukaryota, Viridiplantae, Streptophyta, Magnoliopsida, Malpighiales, Linaceae. The record is from the annotation of a GenBank genome assembly.